UUUAUCAAGUAACUAGUAAGAUAGUAAUUAAGUUUAACAUGGAUAUAUGCAGUCAGAGAUUUUCUCGAAUACAGCAUAAAUGAAUAGAACUAGGUAGAACUGACAAUGGGGUUAUUAACGAAUCCUGCGACAGGAUCUGGAAAAAUAAUAAAAUUUUUAUUGAAACGAGAACGACCACUUUGUUUCUUCUUAUACAUUAGCGGCAUUAUUUGGAUAUUACUUCUUGCUUUACCCAUAUUCAACGAUAAUACCUAUUUCUCUGAAAAUGCUUUAUUGCCAGGAUUGGUUACGAAAGAAAGUAACUUAGCGCAAACAGCAAAACAGUAUUAUAUACAUUUAAUCCAUGAAAUGAAACGAUAUCCUGAUGUAAUGCCAUAUGCAUGGUUAGCUGCUAAAUUAAAUCAGCUUCAUUUGGAUGUUUUUACACAUAAUUUCACAUUAGUAUAUCCUUUUCAAGAGCAACAGUUUACAGGCCAAAAUAUAUAUGGGAUUAUGAGAGCUCCAAGAGCAGCUAGUACAGAAGCAAUUGUAGUUAGCGUCCCUUUUAGACCAAUUAAUAGUAUUUAUUUGGAUACUGCACCUUCUAUUGCUCUUCUUCUUGCAUUUGCUAAAUUUUGUAGAAAACAGAAAUACUGGGCAAAGGAUAUUGUAUUCCUAAUAACAGAACAUGAACAAUUAGGAAUACAAGCGUGGUUGGAUGCAUAUCAUGGAGUUACUAGUGGUAACAAAGGUAUACUUAUAUCUGGAGAUCUUCCUGGUCGUGCUGGCUCCAUUCAAACUGCUAUUAAUUUGGAAUUACAUUCAAUGAAGAUUACAUCUAUUGACGUUAAAGUAGAAGGAUUAAAUGGUCGAUUACCCAAUUUAGAUCUUUUUAAUUUGGCACAAAAUAUGAUAGCCAAGGAAGGAAUUCGACAAUCAUUUCAAAAACGUUUUAAUGUUAAAUAUAAAAAUAAGUUUAACUAUUGGUGGUAUCAUUUCAAUACACUUCUGAUGAUGAUUACAAGUCAAGCUACUGGAAUUCCAACAGGAAAUCAUGGACUUUUCCAUAGGUUCGGUAUUGAAGCGAUUACUUUGGAAGGUUUUGAAAAGCCUGGUCAACAAAAUUCUAAUGGAAAUUUUUAUCAAAUUGGUCGUAUUGUAGAAAGUAUAGUACGAUCGUUAAAUAAUUUAUUAGAACGUUUUCAUCAAUCUUAUUUUUUUUAUCUGCUUCCAUCAACAGAUACUUAUAUUUCUAUUGGACUUUAUAUAAGAUCUUUAGUCUUAAUUAUUGCUGGGAUAUUUGUAAAGGCAUUUUCUAUUUGGCAAAGGCUUCAAGUAUCCACUUCUGUAGAAGAUAAGAAAAACACCGUUAUUAAACAGUCAAAGGAUGAUGGAUUUGACAUUGGUGUUAUUAUGUCAGAAAUAUUAUGGAGCCAUAUUUGUGGUGUUGUAAUUGCAACAUCCCCAUUCCCACUUACUUAUUUUGGUAAAAAAGUAAAUUCUCAUACAGAAGACUCUAUAUAUUUGGGUUUUGUUGCAAUAACUAUCUUAACAUUAAUAUGGCCAUUUUAUUCUAGAAGGCAAAUGAAAUAUAAAAAUGCAGCUUUAAUUUGUGUGAUUGCACUAGUAGAGUUUGGUACUGUAUUAAUGUGCAUAGCAAUGCAUAAUUUUUCUUUGGCACUUCUGACUGCUGUAAUUUAUGUACCUUUUGUAUUUGUUCUACCAAUUGCACCAAAACAAAAUCUCACCAAAUCACGCAAAAUGCUUUCUUUUAUGUGGGUUUUUCUACAUCCAUUUAUGAUUGCAAGUUUAUUCAUAAUGUGUUACACAUACAUGUAUUUUUUUUCUGAUUCCCUUCCCUCAAUUUUAUUUCGAGGAUAUCGUGCUACAAAGCAAGCAUUUGUUUUUAGUAUCAUGGAUUCAAUGAUUUAUGGGAAUUGGUUAUAUGAUGUAACAGUUUUCACAAUGUUUCCUAUUUGGUUUAUAUUUUGGAACAUUUUAUGUUUUAAUAUAGUAUGAAUUCCUAAUAUAUGUAAAUAGUUCUUUUUAUCAUAAAAAUUAUAAUUAUGGUAACUUAUUAUUAUUAUUAUCUAAGAAUUUUAUGGAACACUGUAUACUGUAUAAUAAGAAAAAUUUGUUAGUAGUGUAUCAUAUUUCAUCAAUAUGAAAAACUAUUUAUACUAUUAUUUAUUCCUGUUAAUUAAGAUGCAAUAGACAGUCACUGCCUAUUAUAUAUUGAAUAGAAUAUUUAUUUAUAAUAUUUAAAACUUUCGAUUUUGAAUAUUAUAUAAAUUUAAUUUGUAUAAUGUAUUCAAUUUUUUAUGUGAUUAUAAAAUAUUUUGAUUAAAUUAUUGCAUAAUGAAAACAAAUAUCAAAUAAAAAAUGGGCUAAACUUUACUAUAGGGGACAAACAAUUACUGAAAUUUUUUGCAAUCUUGUAAUUUUCAACAUGUAAAAUACAAAGAUAGAAAAUAUAAGUUCUAAAGUGUAGAAUCUAUUGGUUCAACAAUUAAAACUAUGUAAAACUGGGCAUUUUUUAGUAUUCCACACGUUACUUUAAUGCCAUAAUUACUAAUUUGAUAAUCUAUCGAAGAUUAUCAAAAUGUAUUGCAUGUAAUGCCUCGAAAAAAUGGAGCUUAUAACAGAAGAAGAACAUCUUAAUAUAGUUACCACAAAUAUGUUUAUAAAAGCGUCUUUAUUUACAUAUAUUACGGGCGAAGUUCGCAGAAAUGAUACGGAAUUGAGAUGGGUUAGGGUUAGGUUAUAGAAGAAAAGAAUCUAAAGAAAGUCAACAGAAAAAAAUAUUUCGAAUAUUUAUUGACGCAUAGAAGGAUUUAUAAAACCAAUACAUGUGAAAAUAGGAAACUUUCUUAAAGAAGAAUUUAACUUAGAUGAAGAAUUAUAAAACACAAAUAUAUUCUGCCAAUCUGAUUUUUGUUACAAAUUAUAAUUUAUGAGAAACUUAAAAUUAAUAAUAUAUAUUAUACAAAACAUUUUUUUGUGUUUCUUUAGUUUCUUGGCUAUCUUUAGUUCUGAUUGUUCCGGAAAGGUGAUCAGGAUGUGAUGAAGAUAUCCAGUCUUAUUGAUCAGCUGAUUAAUUAAAAAUGUUGUUAUGCUGAUCACCUUUCCGGAACAUUCAAACCUAGAUGUAGGAGCGUUUUUUCAGAAGCACAUUACUAUUAGCAACAUCUUGAUAGAAUCAACUGCAAUGCUGACGAAACGUUGGAAUUCUUUUCCUUUUGGACACAGCUCUUUCCUGGAAGCUUCAUACAGUAUUAGUCAAAUCAGUGUUAAAUGUAUCAGUGCUAAUUGUAACAGUGUGAAUAAUGACAGUUCAGGAUACGAUAGCUUCAAGAUUUGCUUAAUAUUUUCUCCGCUUUAUUAUAUCUGGUCUCCAAUUUACAGGAUGCGUCUCUUCAGUCUAAAAAUAAUAAUAAUAAAAUAAUAAAAUAAUAAUGUUUUUUUAUCGAAGUUAUUGGCAUAAUUAACAUUUAAAAGAUAGCUUUCUUACAGCAGUAUCAUCUUCUUUAUAUACUUUGAUUGUUUUAUCUGCUUCUGUUGUAAUCAUGCGAGUACCAGACAUGUCAAAUGUAAUACUAAAUACUCCAGCUUCACUAUCCAUUGAGCCCGGUUGAACGGGUGCUUGUAAACGUUGGAAAUUAUACCUUGAAAUAUAUACGUAUAGUAAAUAAUGCUGAAAAUCAGUUGAAAAAAUAUAA
This is a messenger RNA of Bombus terrestris (buff-tailed bumblebee), 3698 nucleotides long. It is a transcript of the gene GAA1, whose product is annotated as glycosylphosphatidylinositol anchor attachment 1 protein. The coding region runs from base 106 to 1998 and encodes 630 amino acids. Gene Ontology annotation, biological process: attachment of GPI anchor to protein. NCBI's taxonomy places the organism in Eukaryota, Metazoa, Arthropoda, Insecta, Hymenoptera, Apidae. Gene Ontology annotation, cellular component: GPI-anchor transamidase complex; membrane. The transcript has 10 exons. The record is from RefSeq and is a predicted model, not a curated record.